UACGGGGCGUUGCAUGCGGCGGUUGCAUGGGGCGUUGCAAGUGCCAUGAAGUGUGUGGUAACAAGUGUAUAUAACUACUCUGAGAACACGUGCUCCAGGAGCGGAUGUGUUGUUUGUGUUUAUGUCAAGGAGUGGACCAGGAGUGGUCUGUAUGGUAUGGGUUGUCUGAUACUUCUAUAAAUUAUGCUUAGGUGUGUCGUGUUGGUUUGUUGUGAAAACGUUUGAACGUUCACUCUAGUUGGAGUAGAAACGUGGGGUCACGUUACGUGUGUGUGAAAUCGUAUUGUGUAUAAAAGCAAGAGUUGUCUCCAGUUAAUUGCAUAUUAUGUACAUACGUUACUUACAUUGCAUUUUUUUCUAUUAGUUUAGGAAAAUUGUUGCACAAAAGCAAGAAUUUGAUCUUAGAAGUAAAGCAGAAUACUGUUUUAAUUUAAAUUGUACUUGGACGACCAAAAUCUGUAAAAGAUGCGGAGCCUACAUGAAGUUAAAGGAAUAGUGACACAAAUAAUUCCGGGAAACAAGUGUGUGGUAGCUUUUUCAGCCUUUGGAAGUUCACAAAUGGGUGUUCUUCCUGGAAACAAUUUGAAAACUGUUGGUACAGUUUCUUCCGAUGUAUUACUGUGCAACUUGCUUAUGGUUGGUUCAAAACUGUGUUUUUCUUGCCACGAAUUCGGUAGUAAAGCUGAUCAUGAAUAUGAUUGGUAUAUCACAAAUGCUUGGUUGAUAAAUGAUUCAAGCAUUGCGGGACGCACACCUGGUGUCUUCUUGGGUCUUUACAACUGCUCAGGAAAAGUUCAAAAACUUCAAAAUAGAUUAGGAGUUUUAUGUUUUAGAGAUCACAAUGAGACUGAACAUUUAGUAUUAUUCUUGGCUUCAAAAUGUUUUAUUCGGGGCAAACGAAUAAAUGCCAAACAGAGCCUGUCAACUGUCUUGUCAGAAGAGGAUAUGCUUCUUUUUGAUGCUGUUCCCUGCAUACCUGAGGAGAAUGAAUUUGGUUGUGAUUGGUUUGCCACAUUUGUGUGGCUACAGGGACCUCGACCACAUGACUACAAUACAUCAUCUGCUCCAGGACUCUCUCCGACUAGUUUGCUUUUACAGUAUAAAAUGAUUGCAUCGUGUCCUAGAUCUCUCUUUGUGCGAGGGAAAGGUCAAGUUCUAAAAAUAGUCAAUAACGAAUAUGGAACUGCUCUGAUGAGUGUACAAAAUAAUAGAUGGGACUCUGUACUCUUUCACAGAUCAGUUUGUUACCUUUUUAAAGCAUGUUUGUCAACUCAGGAUUUAAAUGAGCUGCUUUUGGAAGGUGACAAGUUGAGCAUUAUUGCUGUGCCUGCUCCAAAGUCCAUGAUUGCUCAAUGGAUAGCUGUUCAAGUUGCUGUGGCAUCAGAGGUGUCUUUGGAUUUUGAUUCUUAGGUUUUGUAUUCAGAUCGCUGUAUAUAUUGUGCACAGUUUUACUCCUUGUAACUUUUAUUCCAUAAAAUAACUAGGAGUAUUUUUUGUAAAUUUCUGUAAAUAAAUAAUUUUUGUUGAAAGAAAAA
Molecule: messenger RNA, 1535 nt
Organism: Gryllus bimaculatus (two-spotted cricket)
Lineage: Eukaryota; Metazoa; Arthropoda; Insecta; Orthoptera; Gryllidae
Source: the annotation of a GenBank genome assembly